Filobasidium floriforme is the source of this 3073-nucleotide messenger RNA. RefSeq names its product PGAP1-like protein-domain-containing protein. The record is from RefSeq and is a predicted model, not a curated record. Lineage: Eukaryota; Fungi; Basidiomycota; Tremellomycetes; Filobasidiales; Filobasidiaceae. Gene Ontology annotation, molecular function: phosphatidylinositol deacylase activity. Gene Ontology annotation, cellular component: endoplasmic reticulum. The transcript is spliced from 9 exons. Bases 54 to 2891 code for a protein of 945 amino acids. Gene Ontology annotation, biological process: endoplasmic reticulum to Golgi vesicle-mediated transport; GPI anchor metabolic process.
AUGCCUCUCAUGCGCAGGAGCUCAAGCAAGCACAGGCUUAUGUGCGGAAGAACAUGUCCACCUCUUCUAAAGAUGUAACGAAAUCGUCACCCACCUCAACCUCGCUCGCCCACAAGCUCUACAAGUAUACCCCGCUAUGGCUCAUCACCUUCCUCUCCCUCUCCAUCGCCUACCUGAUCUUCCGAUCUUACACCGCCCUCCAGCUGGAUCUGGGAACAUGGGGUUGUCGGAUGAGUUGGAUGAGCCCGAAUUAUAUCAAGAUGGAUGGACCGAGACGGGAGGGGAUGGGUGGGCUGGAGGACAAGUAUGGGUUGUGGCUGUACCGCGAAGGAGGGUUACAGGGACAUCUGGAGACGACGGGUCAGCCGGUCUUGUUCAUACCAGGCAACGCAGGGUCUUCGAAACAAGUCCGAUCCAUCGCUUCGUCGGCGGCUCAUCAGUAUUUCGAGUCCCGGACGAACAAGGACGACCCGCGGUUCCGCAGUCGGCCGGGCGUACCAAAAGCCGGGGAUUGGGAAGAGUUGGACUUUUACACUGUCGACUUCAACGAAGAGUUCUCCGCCUUUCAUUCACCUUCUAUACAAGAUCAAGCGCAUUAUGUCGCUCAUUCUAUCCGGUACAUCGUAUCCCGCUAUCCCUCUCCUCGGAGCAUCGUCCUCCUCGGGCAUAGCAUGGGUGGGAUCGUAGCCAGGCUCUGCUUGACCCUAGUGCAGUCGGGGUACGAUGAGCCGAGGGACGACAUCUCCAACCUGGUCGCUGCGAUCAUCACCAUGUCGACACCUCACGCGAUGCCUCCAGUAUCGAUCGACAGCACGAUGGAGAAGAUUUAUGCCGACAUCAAUGCGUAUUGGGAGCAAGGAGUCCAGGUGCCUGUGCUCGUCUCUAUAUGUGGAGGUACGGCCGAUACGCAGAUCUCCUCCGACGCAUGCGUAUUGCCGCAACACAAGAACACCAGUCAUCCAGUCACUGGUGAUAGCGAUACUUUCACCGUGUUCUCAACAGGAAUGCAUGGGAUCUGGACAGGGGUGGACCAUCAGGCCAUGGUCUGGUGUGACCAGAUCCGAUCACGUGUGGCUCGAGCGGUCCUCGGCUUACAAGCCGUACUGUCGAAGAAGAACAAGGAUGACGCCAGAGACGACAUGGUGGAGAUCUUACGAACAGAAUUCCUCGGACAGGCACCGAAGAGCGUCCUGAGGCCGUCUAGCCCAUCACGGACGUUGCCGAGUACGGGCGUCGUGACAAUGACGCCCCAGGAUCCAAUUAUUCGAGGGCGAAGUGGCGGAACGCACCUGGUCGAAUGCUCUGACGGCGGAGACGGCGGAUGUACCCUCCAGCUCUUAGGCGAAUUUUCCGUCCGCGGCAUUGGGCCGGAUGGAAAACCUGCCUUGGAUAUCCUUACUGGCGAUCGACCUGGCGAAAAGCAGCAUGAUGGACAUGUAGUGGCUGGUUUGGACACUAUCGAGAUCUUGCCACCUUCUGCACCCGUAUCUUCACACUCUCCCCUUGAAGCGUUCCCUUUACCGGGAGAAGGAGUCCGAGCCGAUGCCGGCUUGACGUACGUUCAGCUGCGUUUCCUCAAGAAGGCUAUCAUCGUUAGUGAGCCGAAGACAUGGGCAGUGGUGAGCAUGCAAGGCGAUACCAGCGGCCAGCACUGGAAGCCGAUCCGACGCCACUGGCACUUUGAUCGGCUUGACCAUUCUUUGCUGGCUCAUCGUCUAGCAUUGGACAGACAAGCUGGCAAGAGGUGUUCCGAUCUGUUGGCUCCCAUAAUAAGACACACCGCUCAGUCAAGUGGGACCUUAACAGAAACGCAUGAGAGCCGGUAUCAUCCUCGAGCGAAUGCAUCGGUCCUUCUGCAUUCGCACACCGCUGCGGCACCUUUCAUAUCGUCCUCAGACGGCAAAGGCUUCUCUGUCGAGGUAUUCCAGGAUCCUUCUGAUGAUUGCUGGCUUGAAGGGGCAUCGCUCAGCGUGGAUUGGGCUUCAGCACCUGGCCUCCUGGUACUUCGCUAUCGAACAGUAUUGAUCGCAUGGGGCAUAGGCUGGAUCGCUCUCGUAUGGGCAUGUCAAAUGCGUGCAUAUCGCAGUACAGGUGUAUAUCCUACGUUCUCGAACUCGCUGCUCGGCUUGCUUGGCAAGGAGGCUUUAUUAGUAGGAUCGACAGUCAUAGCGGUCGGUGCCUUGCAAUGCUCUUCAUUCGCGCCAAUACUGGUUGAUCGUCCCGAGCAAUACCUUCUCGGAAACACCUCGUGGACACUGGUGCCACUGGUCGUUCCCGCACUACUCCUUGCUCUGGGUGUGGUUUGGAUCAGUCACAUCGGUUUGACAGUAGUGAUACGGGUCUGGUCCCCUGUCAUCUCAAAAUUCUCGCAUCCGCCAAGAACUUCGCCUCCAGAAGCCAAAUCGAUCGUCAAACAAAGAAUGAUUGGGCUCGCAUGCCUCUUUGUGCUGCUAUGGACAUUCGUACCAUAUCAGUUCGCCUUUGUUAUCGUCUUUCUGAUGCAUUUCAGUACUACCUCUUCGAAUCGUUUGGACGAGAGCUUUGAGCAAUAUCGCUCCCUCUUGCUCCUUAUGCUUUGGUUGCUUCCCCUUAAUGCACCUACGGUCUUAGUUUGGGUCAGAGGGAUCGCAGUCGACUGGAAGCAUGCCUUUCGCUUCGGUUCCCAUUGGGGUUUGCUAGGGGUUAUAGGGUUCGCUCUGCUGUGCGAGGGCUGCGCGGGAGGCAAAUCCCUGAUGCAUCAUGGUUCCAAACUGUCCGAGGCGGCAUCGCUUGCGCUCGCGAUCUGCAGUUUCCUCCUAGGACCCCGUUACACAUAUGCGAUCUACAUAAUGGCAAACGUGCUAGCAAGCGCUCUGCUAUGGCACAUGUAUCGGUCGGCUCUCACUCCAUGAAACAUAUGACGAUCAUGGCCGAGGUCGAUGCCGAAAGGGGUCUUAUAGGCUACGGUCGUCAAAGGAUCCCCCUUAAAGGAAUUAAAUGACCGUCAAAUCAUGAUCCCUUUCAGGUGAACAUCGCCGAGUGCCUUUGCACAGCCGGAGCGUGGAACACCUGGACGCACUGGUGACGCAACUCU